This is a messenger RNA of Cynara cardunculus var. scolymus (artichoke), 2455 nucleotides long. RefSeq names its product probable proteasome inhibitor. Gene Ontology annotation, biological process: proteasome-mediated ubiquitin-dependent protein catabolic process. NCBI's taxonomy places the organism in Eukaryota, Viridiplantae, Streptophyta, Magnoliopsida, Asterales, Asteraceae. The record is from RefSeq and is a predicted model, not a curated record. The transcript is spliced from 9 exons. Gene Ontology annotation, molecular function: endopeptidase inhibitor activity; proteasome binding. The coding region runs from base 1367 to 2284 and encodes 305 amino acids.
UUUUCUUUUUAAUUUUCUAUGAUAUUAAUAAUUAUUAAGCCUCCAAACUAGGUGGAAAGGAUCUUUCUCGGUCAUUUGUACUUUCCCUAAAGAAGCAAAUAAAGUAGAAGAAGCAAAUAAAGUAAGAAAAGUUGCAAGUUAGGGCCAUUUGAAGUUAGAGGUGUGCAAUGWAAUCAAGAAUAGAAAUCAACGAUCAAGUAAGUUUUUAAUCCAUGGUUCAGUGGUAAAUUAUGUUUUAAAAGUGUAUAAUAACGAAAUGACRUGGAACCAUGAUCUUAGAAAACAAGAAACGAUCAAAAUGGAGUUGUAUACAUUCUCUUAGUGGAUGGUGGAUAGUGGAAGUGAAAGAAAGAAGAAAACAAAUUAAUUGGUGGUUCAGUAAACCAAUGUAGUGAUAYGAUUGGUGUAAAUGUCCUAGGUAUUUACAUUCUUGAUGCUUCUAAUAGAGAAGCUAUGCAUUCUGUUUGUAUGUAGAUAUUAGAAAAUGGUGGUCAAGGUGGAAUUUGGCAUAUCUCACUAUCUAAAGGAGACAAGAUCUCACAACGUUUAGCUUGAGAUAGACAGACUAGAAUUUGGCAUAUCUUCAUGAUCCAACCCUCACUGAAAUUGCCCUUCUUGCCUACCGAAUGGAAUGUUAAUAGGCAAUCAAUGAUUCUGUUGAGGCAGGGAAACAUGUCAUAUAUGAAGAUCAGGCCCUGAAUUAGAGUUUUCCUAAUUUACAUGAUGAUGUUUCUACUCUGACUGUCGUUGAGGUUAACCAAUGGACGGUUGGUUAUUCCAUCAAAUAGGUUGAUCCACAUAUAGAAAACGCAAAGGCUUCAUGGAUGAGUGAYAUCACAAAAUAAGAUUUCAUUAGAAACAUCAAAUUGGCAUUAACACAAGUAUUGUAGAAGUCAUUUUGUUUUGAAAACCCACUUUGUUGUAGUAAGUAAAAUGUUAUAACCCUUCAACAAUUUCUAUUUAUUGAGGCAUACCUAUAUAGGAGACAGCUGCUAAUUAGCUUGCAAGUUUUGAGSAUAUAUGAUAGURUCUAAAGGAACCAAUGYGUUCUUUGUUUUUCGGAGGUAGGGGCAUUUUUUUUACUAUUCGCCCAGGGCAUCCAAAACCAUUGAACCGGCCCYGGCAAGAGGCUUUCGGAUCUAUUCGCUAACUUAUCCCUUUUAUCGAGAUCGGCUACCAAAACCUUAACCUUGUCCCAUGAUGACCUUGAAAAGGACCRACUCACCACAUUUACGGGUUUCACAUUGUUUUUUCCUCGCCAUAUGUAGAUCGAAGCCUCCACACGGUUUGCAAUCUCAAGAGCUUGAUGCUCGGAGUAUAAGUCAAGGCAAUCCAAGAGACACUCGGGUGAAAAYUGAUCCAAACAAUGGCGACUGAGCAAUCGGUAUUGGCUGUGAUAAGGGCUUCAASGCCCAACUUUAGGAACUCCGCUGAUAAAAUUGCGUUUGCUAUACACUCGAUUUUUCUCACAACUGGCUUCAAUCUCAACGCCACUGGUCCCCCGGCCUUCACUGACGAUGCCCUUGCCGCCCCCUUUUCUGAUGAAGCGGGCAUUGAGGGUUGGAAUGAUAUUGAAGAUAAUUAUGCGUUUGUUUACUCAAGCCCAGAAGAGGGUUCAAAGAAAGUUCUUGUGAAGUGCCUUGUUAUGAACAACCAGUUGUUUGUUGAUGCUUUGGCUGCCGGCUCUKCUAGCCCUGUUCACCUCGAGAUCAAUAUUGAUGAUUUYGUUGGAGAAAGUGAUGACACCAAAUACAGUUCACAGUUUAAAAACUUGGGAAAGCUUGUAGAUUGCAUUAACAAAGAUGUCUUAACCAAAUUGAAUGGUUCUUCAACAGCAAGCACAUCCACCACCACUACGAGUUCUAAACCAAAACUACAAGAUGAUGAUAGAGAUCAGCCUAGAGGUGGACCUUUUAGACUUGAAGAUCCUCAUGCUCCCUACCAUCCUUCAGGGGUAGUUGUGCCUCCGGUUUAUCCUAUGGUUGGUGGUGGUGAUCUCUAUCCUCAGCCCGGUGCAGGAAYGUACCCUACAAGGGGCGGUUUUGGUGAUGGUGGAAUGCUCGUUGGACCAAACGAUCCCAGAUUUUUUGGUGGGGUCGGUGGCGGAACAAUGGGGUUCCCUGGAGGACAACCGGGUGUUCCACCUGGUGCUCGGUUCGAUCCUUUUGGYCCACCAGAUGUUCCUGGUUUUGAGCCAAAUCGGUUUGCGAGGAACCCACGCAGGCCGCCUGGUGGAACGCAUCCGGAUCUCGAGCAUUUUGGGAGUGGUUCGGAUUACAUAUAAAGUGGUCGCAGUUGGUAUUACGUGCCGUUAUCAUACUUGAAGCUUAUAUGUAUAUUUUAAGAUUUUGCUUUACUUCACCUGUUUUGUUUGGCAGAUAUAUAUAGUUUUAUAGAUACUGACAGAUUAGAUGGUCCCGACUCGUUUUGGAACCCGGUCCAUCUAGCUUGUACC